Messenger RNA from Debaryomyces hansenii CBS767, 798 nucleotides. RefSeq names its product Golgi transport complex subunit. Lineage: Eukaryota; Fungi; Ascomycota; Pichiomycetes; Serinales; Debaryomycetaceae. Gene Ontology annotation, cellular component: membrane; COG complex. The record is from RefSeq and is a predicted model, not a curated record. The transcript has a single exon. The coding region runs from base 1 to 798 and encodes 265 amino acids. Gene Ontology annotation, biological process: protein transport; Golgi organization; intra-Golgi vesicle-mediated transport.
AUGAGUGGACCCGAUUAUCAGCUAAACUAUAUCAACGGCGAAGAAUUCCCGUAUCCUGUGACCAUAAACAGGGAAGACUUCCAACAAGAAUUGAAUUGUGAUAAUUUUCAAGUAGAUGAAUUUUUGUAUCAAAAUCACAGGUUUACUUCCAUAGAUUCAUUGAUCAAGGAUUUAACCCAUUUGCUAGACAACCUCAACAACGAAUUAUUGGAUUUAGUUAACAACGACUACACGGAUUUCAUAAAACUAGGAAAGUCUAUUAAUGGGGGGUUACAAUUGAUGCACAAUAUCCAGAUUGAUUUACAGAAUUUCAAUUCUAAUUUAUCGCUGGUUAGAAAACAUUUUCAAACUUCCAACGAUUUAGUGGUGAACUCACUAGAGAAGAAACAGGAAUUAAUUGAAUUGAAAACGAAGAUAAAGCUUUGUCUUCUAUUGAAUGAUCAUGUGAAUAAUUUUGAAAAUAUACUAAAUCUUGAUGACUUAAAUACUGAAAAUGUCAAGUUGGUAACAAAAUUGAAAACUUUAACUGCCCUAUACUUAUCUUUAAGUAAACUUUUUGCAUUAAUAACGUCAAACGAGCGUGACAAUUCAGUUGCCUUCGUCAAUAAGAAUUUAAAGGUUAAGAUCAUGUCAUUAAAGUUCGAAUUUAAAGGCUACUUAGAUGAAAUGCUAACCAGCUUUAAAUCAAAAAGAAUAUCCAACCAGAAUGUAAUACUUGAGUUGUUGAAUAUUUACAAGAUAACGGGACAUGAACGGGAUUUCAUAGCCAUUAUGAAUGCAAAACUGUCUAGUAUAUAG